Messenger RNA from Bombus pyrosoma, 435 nucleotides. RefSeq names its product NADH dehydrogenase [ubiquinone] 1 alpha subcomplex subunit 2 (gene ND-B8). The record is from RefSeq and is a predicted model, not a curated record. Bases 77 to 361 code for a protein of 94 amino acids. NCBI's taxonomy places the organism in Eukaryota, Metazoa, Arthropoda, Insecta, Hymenoptera, Apidae. The transcript has 3 exons.
AUAGCGUAACAGCACGGUCGUAUUAUAUACGUCGUGGUUACGUAGCUAGGGGCUGUGUAUGCUAUAUAUUUAAAAAAUGGCUGCAAUAAAGUUUGGACCUCAAUUGAAAGAGUUACGAAUUCUUUUAUGUCAAACCUCAAAAUCUAGUCAGGGUGUCAGAGACUUUAUCGAACAACAAUACGUGCCGCUUAAAAGGAGUAACCCACAAUUUCCAGUUUUAAUUAGGGAAUGUUCUGACACGGAACCCGUUUUAUAUGCACGAUAUGAAUUUGGAGUAGAACGUCGUGUGCCUCUACAAAAUCUAAAAUCUGAAGAAAUAUUGAAAUGUAUCCAAGAACUAGCAACCAGUAAACCAAAAUAAUAUAUCUGAUAUAUUAGUAUGUAUGUAUGUAUUAUAAUUUAUUUAAAUAUUCAAUAAAAUAGUUGUAUAAAUUA